AGCAACAACAGCAUCACUCGCCUCUCCGCUUGUCAAGUGCCAUGUGAAAAAUGUGUGCUCAGCUUGCCCUCUUCCUGUUUAUGCUGGCUUCUGCACUCCCUGCUUCUUUGGCAUUCAACAUUGACACCACGAAUCCUGACGUCUACAAUGGCGAGCAAAGCGAUUUCUUUGGAUACAAAGUGCUUCAGUUUGUGUCUGGUUCCGAGAAAGGGAUCCUUGUCACUGCACCGCUGCAGAAUAACGGGUCAGGGGGAGUUUGCAAACCAGAUACCAGCAAUCGAACCACAAAGUGCUUCCACCCGAAAGAACUGUCCCUCAAAGACCAAAGUGUACAAGUCAAGCACUUUGGACUGUCCAUUGCUGAAGACGCCACACAAUCCCAAUUCACCGUUUGCAGCCCUUAUAUAGCUCAUGAAUGUUACGACAACUCCUACCUGAACGGUGUGUGCUACAAGGUGACACAGGAUCUUCAGGAGGUCUCCUAUAUCAAACCGAUUUUCCAAGAAUGCAGGAAGAAGACGGUAGAACUGGUCUUUCUUUUUGAUGGAUCCGGAAGUAUGACUGAGGAUGAGUUUACAAAAAAUAAAGAUUUUAUUAAGGACAUAAUGGACAACCUCAAAAACACAUCAAUCAAGUUUGCAGCCGUUCAGUUCGCCACAUCUUACAGGACCGUCUUUGAUUUCAUGGACUAUAACAAAGGCAGCGCUAGGCAAAAACUUGAAGAGGAGCGGCACAUGGAGAGCCUUACCAAUACCCACCAAGCCCUGGAAUUUGUUUUGAAAAACCUCUUUGAGAACAAACAUGCAGGCGCCUCUUCCGAUGCCAGUAAAGUUCUGGUCCUGAUCACAGACGGAGAUCCCAGUGACAGUGAUGAUAAGAGGAUUAUAAACACUUACAAUGAAACAGGCAUCAUUCGGUUUGUCAUUGGGGUGAAAAACGUUGCCCUGGAUAAACUCAAGAUUAUUGCCUCAGACCCCAAGGACAAAUUCGCCUUUAAGAUUGAGCAGUAUGAUGGACUCACAGGAUUGCUGGAAAACUUUCAAAAACACAUCUUCAGCAUGGAAGGAGACACCAGAGUUGCUCGGGCGGAAGACAUGACUGAUGAGAUGUCUCAGAGUGGAUUUAGUGCUGCUUUCUACAAGGACACAUUGAUUCUCGGUUCCGUGGGAUCAAACAGCUGGCGUGGUGCUUUAUAUGAGCGCCAUGAUUUAACAGAGACACGGAUUACAGAUUCACACAUGCAGAUGGACUCUUACAUGGGAUACUCUGUUUCUGUGGGCCAGAUAAACAAUGCUCCUCUAUAUUUCACUGGCGCUCCAAGGUUUCAGCACACAGGACAAGUACUACUCUUUAGACGCGACGGGAGCAGCUGGAAUGCAAGCCAAAGAAUAAAUGGCGAUCAGAUUGGUUCCUACUUUGGGGCUGAGCUGUGCACAAUAGAUGUGGACUCAGAUGGUGACAGUGAUUUCCUCCUUGUGGGAGCACCGUUGUUUUACCAUCCUCAGAAAAGGUCAGAGGGACAGAUCUACGUCUACACACUGACUGAUGAGGUGCUGCUCAGAAGGGAGAUGAAUGUGACAGCAGCACCGUCCAUGGGGAGGUUUGGCACCAGCAUUGCUAGUCUUGCAGAUCUCAACGGCGAUGGACUCAGAGACGUUGCGGUCGGGGCCCCUCUCGAAGACGCUAACGCGGGGGCAGUGUACAUCUUUCUUGGUGACAGACAAAGAGGGAUACGCAGUGUUUUUAGUCAGAGACUCAGGGGACAGAAAAUAAAGCCUGGGAUCAGAUUCUUUGGACAGGCCAUCAAUGGAAAUAUUGACCUUGGAGAAGAUGAUCUCCCCGACCUCGUGAUUGGAUCAUACGGGGCCGCCAUUGUGCUCAGGUCCAGGCCAGUAAUGAACGUGAGAGCUCGUCUGUCCUUUCAACCUAAGGAGAUCAGCGUUGACCACAUCGACUGCUCUGUCAACACAGAUGUUAUUUUACCGAUGGUUAGCUUAACUGUCUGCUUUGCCAUGGCGGAAACAACAACAAGUAAAGCAGAAGCAAUGAAGUUUGGACUGAACAUUUCAUACACGCUAAAUGUGGAUCCAAUGAGACAAUCAUAUCGAGGUUUCUUCAGGGACAGAAAAACCAGAAGUCUUUCCUUCACAUAUGAACUGAUAAAUGAGGAGACAUGCUUCCAGUACUUCAUCAACAUGACAAAAUGUGUGAAAGACACGCUGUCACCCAUCAGCAUCAAGUUAAACUUCUCCCAGGUGGACAGUCAGAGCACCGGCGCGGUCCUUAACGUCGAUGGCAAAACGCAAGCUGUUGUUGAGGUUCCGUUUGAAAAGCAUUGUCGGAAAAACGACACCUGCAUUGCCGAAAUUGAGGUGGAUUUCAAACUAUUGACGCCAACUUUGCUGGUUGCUGAAGAAAAGUACUUCAACAUGUCCGUCACAAUAUCUAAUCAUGGCGACGACUCGUACAACACCAGCCUUACGCUCUAUUAUCCUCCAGGCCUCUCCUUCUCCAGGAUGGUUCCGAUUAUUACAGAGACUACAAGACAGACGCGCCACAAUUGUGAUGAUCUAGAGGGAGUAACUGACAAAACUAUAUGUGGUGUCAGCCUUCCUGUGUACCGCAGCAGAUCAGCAGCAACAUUUCAAACUUCUUUCCACAUAAGCACAGAGUAUGCUUGGAAUGAGACGAUUGCGAUUGGUGUCACCGGUGAAAGUGAUAACAACAACAACAACACCGUGGCUGCGGUAACCAAACACCUUCCAGUACAAUUUGAAAUUAAAAUGGCAAUCACAGUGAAAGAGGAGACCACCAUGUAUUUGAAAUUUACAGAAGAGGACACAACCCCUAAAAGAAUGAUUAUUCAAUAUAAGGUGGAUAAUCCUGGCUGGAAGGCGUUUCCUGUCAAUGUGACCCUGAGCUUUCCAACAAAACUCCAUUAUGACUUUGAAAUAGAGAAUUAUCAAGUGCUGGUACAACAGAACCAAACUCGAUGCAAAAGCAUUGCUGGAAUGAUUUCAGAAUCUUGCUUACCAGAACAAGAGUGCAAGACCGUACAGUGUGACUCUUUCCUGCUGAACAAAGAAUCUUCCACUGAGUUCAUGUUGUCCGCGGACAUUCAAUUCAGGGACCUUCAACAGCGUGCCCAGAAUAAUGCUUUUCUGAAAAGAUACACUGGAGAGAAUGCAGAGGUCAGGUUUAAGAGUGCGAUAAAUGUCCAUUUCAACGAACAACGAUACGUGUUGGAUUCUCAUAAACAACAGAAUACAGGAAUGACAAAGGAGGAGACUCCCUUGUGGAAAGACAACAAUCCCACAAAUAAAUGGGUCGAAGUUCGAGUUGAGUUCAUCAUUUCUCCUGAUCAAUACCUGAUAAUUUUCACUGGAACCGGACUGGGACUUUUGCUCUUAAUUAUAGCAACAAUCAUCAUGUAUAAGCUGGGCUGCUUCAAGAGGAAAACAGUGCAAUAUUACCAAGAGCAGGAAGAGGUAGCGGCUCUUCAACAGGAAGGAACCCCCUCGCAGAACAACGGCUUCGGCAGCCAGACUGAAGACGGCCCCCCUGCUGAGAUAAAAACUCUUCUAGAUGGCGACCAGUCAGCUGACACACAAACAGAAGUAGAUUAAGUUCGACAAUGACUGGACGACGUGACAAGAUUGUUAUUGCAACAAUCAAUUGUUGUCAGGCAUUGGUGUGGAUCUUUUGGUUCAUGUUUUGGACAACUUUAUCAUUGUGGCAUAUAUUGUUCCUUUUUUUUUUUUUUACAAAGCAACGUCCAUAAAACCUUGCUUGGACUUCCAUCAAACAUUGGAGGAACAACAACAGAGAACAUUAUUGUUCUUCUAGAAUGGACGACAUUUCCCAGACACUCCCGUUCUUAGAGAAAGUUUUUUUAGCUGUUCAACGGCGAUGCAAACACGCAAGUAGAGUAGAUCCCUCCCUAUUUGCUCUUUUACUAUUCUCUGUUUUUAACUGUAAAUCAUUCACAGAUAUUUGUUAGGUUUUUUUGGCGCUUGUGCGUUAUUUGCUGUUCUUUACCCAUAGCGGAGAUUUACUGUAACUCUAAACCAGACCUAGGCAAUUAAGGCCCGGGGGCCCAUUAAGCUUUUCAAUCUGGCCCGCCGGACAUUCCCCCCCAAAUUUUUUUAGAUCUUUAAGAUGGAAACUGUAGCUGCCCUUAUGAUUUUUUCAAAUGGCCGUAAGUCUUGAACUAUACAAAGUAUUUCAAUGGUUGGAAUCUGCACUUUUGCAUUUUAUACAAUUAGUAAUUGUAUAACAUUAACUAAUUACCGUAUUUUCCAAACUAUAAGGUGCACUUAAAAACCUCCAAUUUUCUCAAAAGCUGACAGUGCGCCUUAUAAUCCGGUGCGCCUUAUAUAUGGACCAAUAUUGAGCCACAACAGGUCUCGCAACUACGGGAUGCAUAACGUAACCCCAGCCUCUAAUAUAGCUAUUCUAUGCGCCUUAUAAUGCGGUGCGCCUUAUAUAUGAACAAAGUUUUAAAAUAGGCCAUUCAUUGAAGGUGCGCCUUAUAAUCCGGUGCGCCUUAUAGUGCGGAAAAUACGGUAGUUACUAUGGUAAUCUAAGUCACAGCAGCUCAGAUGAAGCACAGAGCAGUGUGGGUGGGGAGCGUUUCCACAGAGUAUUUCCAGAGCGAGCCUGAAAAUGCGGGUGUCAGGGACAGACACGGAAGGACAUUUUUACAACAAAGUUCUAAAGCUUAGUGAUAUAUCAGAUGUAUCAGAUUGUAGGUGGGUUUAUUUUUUUACCCUUCGCGUUCAUAUUUCGCUGUGUUUGUUGCAUUUUUGUUGCGUUUAACUUGAUUGUAAAUUAUGUCAAUCGAGAGAGGGUGUGACGUUCAUAUGUUGUCAAUAUUCAGUGUUUUAUCGUUCAUAGUUAAUAUUGUAAAUCCCACUUUCUUUAUUUUCAUGUACAUUCUGGGUCUCAUUCAGUAAAAAAAUUUCAAAUUCCAUUCUGUUUUUAAGGUCUGUCAUAACGUUUUUAGCAUUCAAUCAGACAUAAUUGUGAGAUGUUGUAUUAGUGUUCCUAAAAAUAGAUACACAUUUUUUUCUCCAAAUUUGGCCCCGAGUCCAAAUAAAUGAUAAAUAAAUAAAUAAAUAAAUAAAUAAAUAAAUAAAUAUAAAUAUAAAUAAUUGCCCAGGCCUGCUCUAAACGGUUAAAAUGUCAAAUCGAUUUCCCCGAAUGAAACUAAUUUUAUUAACCUAUUCUGACCUCUCCCAAAACACAGUGAUUUCUUUGUUACAAGUUUGUGACUAAGAAAAAUGUACACAGUCGUCCCUCGCCACAUCGCGUUUCAAAUAAUUACAGAUUUUCUUUCAAACAAUAUUUUACAUAUUUUGGGCCUAAAUGAAGUCUUAUUUAUCUCCUAUGAGUUUUACAGUGCAGUAUUUGUCGUAUUUUAUAUUAUGUUGUGGCGAUGGAUAAAAGAUAGUCGCCAAAUGGAACUUCCGUUGCCGGGUUAACAGUAAGUUCUGGGGUCAUGUUAUCUUUCAUGUUAAACUGUUUAUGCACUUCAUUUUGGACCCCUGCCUCGUCAAUAACACAUGCCCGCAUUAGAAAGCGAUGUGGAAUAAUGCGGGGGGAAAAACGUGGCAGGACAUGCAAUUAUGAUGACACAGCUAAAGUCCACACCUGUCUUUGUUGCCACCAAGUUUUUGCACAACAACAUCUGUCUGUGGUUUUAACACAUGGAAGCUCAGUUCCAACUUCGAGAAAUGAGUCACGAUGUGAUGAAGUAUUUCCGCGUCGUGGUUGUGUUGUAGUUGCCAUGAUGAAAGCCUCGACGAAGGCCAUAGCAUUGACGCUUGAAGGAUCCUCCGGCUUCCAGCGAGUAGAACACACUGAAUAUUGAGUGAAACAAGUGUAAAUGUGACUAUAGCAGUGUUAUUUCAUGUUUGGAAAAGUCUGUUUAAAAAAAUAUUUCUAGAAGUUGGUAUACAGUUUUUUAAUGCUUUAACUAUUAAAAAUAUUUGAUUUAUUAA
Messenger RNA from Entelurus aequoreus (snake pipefish), 6002 nucleotides. Its product is annotated as integrin alpha-D. Gene Ontology annotation, biological process: integrin-mediated signaling pathway; cell-cell adhesion; cell-matrix adhesion. NCBI's taxonomy places the organism in Eukaryota, Metazoa, Chordata, Actinopteri, Syngnathiformes, Syngnathidae. The record is from RefSeq and is a predicted model, not a curated record. The coding region runs from base 51 to 3626 and encodes 1191 amino acids. Gene Ontology annotation, molecular function: integrin binding. The transcript is spliced from 30 exons. Gene Ontology annotation, cellular component: integrin complex; external side of plasma membrane.